AUUUCUGGCUCAGCGAGGAUGUGGGAGGUUUAGCCAAGCGCGGCCAGGUGUCAGUGUGCGUGACGCGAUGGCAUACCUCAGCUUCAAUGAGGGGGUCAAUGCAAACCUCAAGUUUACUUCAGACAACUCAGCGGAGAACGAGGAAAUGCUCAAGAAAGACUUGCCGCUGCGAUACACAUGGUCGAUCUGGGAACAGAUCAUGCAAUCCAACGACAAGUCGGCCGCCUACUCCGAUGCCACACAUAAGGUGGCAGCAUUCUCGACCGUGCAGGAGUUCUGGAAGCUGUGGAACCACAUGCCACAGCCCUCGGAGCUGUUGGAGCAGAAACGAAUGGUUCGCGAGCAAUCGGACGGCCUGCACGUGAUCGAUGCCAUCAUGAUCUUCCGCGAGAACAUCCGUCCGGAGUGGGAGGACAAGAUGAAUGCCAGCGGAGGCCACUUCCAAUUUCAGCUGAAGCCAAACGUCGGCGGUGGCCAGGUGGACGAGUACUGGAACAACUUGGUCCUUGGUAUGAUCGGGGCGACCGUCGAGCCCGCCAACAUGAUCACUGGAAUUCGGCUCGUGGACAAAUUGUCCGGCCCGCGGGCGGCGGGAGUGAUCCGUCUGGAGGUGUGGUUCACCAACUACGAGGACGCCGCCGCGGUGUCGGCGCUAAAGAAGAGCGUAGAGAAGUGCAUGGCCACGCGCCUGGAUGGGACUGUGGGCACGCCGCCCAAGGGUGAGACGAAACCACACCUCACGGGCAAGGCUCACUGAGACCGCAAGGCAAUUCGCAAAGACCGCCGGUCUCCAGGAAGUGCUUGGCUGGAUGGUGGAGUCACGGCUCUAGCGUAAGCAUUCCGCUCACGGCUCGUAUGUAGACGUCGCCUGAAUCAUUCCGACAGGCAACGGGCCUUUGUGAAACCUGGGAGGUGCUAAGCAUGCCUUGCUC
This is a messenger RNA of Effrenium voratum, 932 nucleotides long. NCBI's taxonomy places the organism in Eukaryota, Dinophyceae, Suessiales, Symbiodiniaceae. The record is from the annotation of a GenBank genome assembly.